CUCAAACUCUUGAUUCGCAGGCAAGACACAGAGCAAUUGUUACGAAACCCGUACUCGUACCUCGUACGUACUACAGUAAGCAUCGCUCGACACAAAUCUCAAAAGUACUCGUACUUUCUGUCUCGCACCAUUGCAUCACAACGCCGUGUAGUAUCGCAUGAUUUCAUCUGGUAGUUUCCAUCGCCGCCGAUCCACCUCCUGGUUUCGUAACUACUACUUUUGUUGGGCGCUUCCACUUCUUCGUCUCUGCCUGACGCCUCGCCAUCACCAUAAUCUCGGACAGACGGUUCUACCCCGGGUUCGGACGUUUGCCACAGCCACGGCAUCCUUUCCGUUUUGCAUUGCAUUUUCUCCUUCCGCAACCAGUACACGAAAGACUUUCACAGCUCGAACGACAGCAACCCUCCGCAGCAGCAACUACUGGUCGGCAGUAGGCGUCCCUCGACGAAUCGUCGCCGGCGAACAAGGCGUUGCCCAAACCAGACUCUUCUCGACCGCUCCCGAUUGGCCUUCCUUUCGAGUCGUCGAACUGAAGGAAGAGCUGAGGAAGCGUGGUCUCAGGGUAUCGGGACGAAAAGCGGAACUUGUGGCAUUGCUCGAGCAAGACGAUCUCGAAAUGGCGCGCAAGAGUGCCCGCACCAGCAGUGGUCGCACGAAUGCGUCUGCUGGGGAUACCACCACCCGCCAGAGCCCGAGAAAGAAACAAAAAACGACGGCUGCUGCAACGAAAGCGUCUCCCAAACCAACUAGCAACUCGCCGAAGAAAAAGACUCCGACCAAGAAGGCGGCAGACCACCAGCGAAUCACGGACAUUGACGAUCUACCCAAGUUGUGGACCAACGAAAUGGCCGAGGCAAACGGGUCCUACAGUGAGUAGCCAAGCGCUCGAAUCAUAGUUUUGUGUGCUCUCUUCUGUUCUUUUUCAUCCUGACAACAACCCCCGCAAUCUACCUUUUUGCUGGCAUGGUUUCUGUGCACAGCCUUCAAAAUUGCAUCCUGGAACGUCGCCGGCCUUCGCGCCCUGGUUAAAAAGAGUCCGAACGCUCUCGCAGAGCUCUGCGAGAAACACGACCUAGACAUGCUGUGUCUACAGGAACACAAGCUCCAAGAAAUGCACCUCGAGGAUCCAAAGAUGAAACUCAAGGGGUUGCUGGAAGACACCGGCUACGACGAGCACUAUGCCUGCUCUACCGCCAAGAAAGGAUACUCCGGAACCUGUGUGUUCGUCCGGCGCCGGGGGACAGCCGGAACGGCGAACAAAAAACAGGGCAAGAUCGGAAGUUUUUUUGCCCCAAAAACGAAGGAAGCUGCCGGGAAAAAGUGCAAAUCCAAAGGUAAAGCUGCGCUACCGGUGAACCCCGAGCUCCUGGUUCCCACGGCCGUGAGUUUUUCGGUGGGAGAAGAGAUCGACAACGAGGGACGGGUGGUCCUCCUGGAUUUUCCGUGGGCAACGAUCGCGAACGUAUACGUUCCGAACUCGGGACAAAAGCUGGAACGACUCGAUUACCGAACAAACCAAUGGGACAAGUUUUUUCUCAAGUUCAUGCAGGACAAACAGGCGGAACGCGGUGUCCCUGUUAUGUGGCUCGGGGAUCUGAAUAUUGCCCACAAGGCCUAUGACAUCUGGAACAACGGAGCCAAGCACUUGGCGAAGCAAGCUGGUGUCACGGAGCAGGAACGCCUGUCGUUCGAUCAGCAACUGGAGGCCGGAUUCGUGGAUGUCUUUCGAAAACUCCAUCCAGAUGCCAAGGGCAAUUACUCGUACUGGAGCCAGAGAGCUGGAAAUCGGGAGCCUAACAAGGGCCUGCGCCUCGACUAUUUUGUGGCGUCGGAAGAAAUGUUUUUGGAAGACUCCAAAGUUAUUCCACGCGAUAGUUACAUGAUCAUGGACCAACUCGGCAGCGAUCAUGCUCCGGUCGUGCUGGAACUAGAAAUCAAAGGUUAGGGGGCUUUUGUCAUAGCUAAAAAACAAUCAGAAUAUCG
Pseudo-nitzschia multistriata is the source of this 1983-nucleotide messenger RNA. NCBI's taxonomy places the organism in Eukaryota, Bacillariophyta, Bacillariophyceae, Bacillariales, Bacillariaceae. The record is from the annotation of a GenBank genome assembly.